This is a messenger RNA of Bipolaris victoriae FI3, 882 nucleotides long. RefSeq lists its product as hypothetical. The record is from RefSeq and is a predicted model, not a curated record. The coding region runs from base 1 to 882 and encodes 293 amino acids. NCBI's taxonomy places the organism in Eukaryota, Fungi, Ascomycota, Dothideomycetes, Pleosporales, Pleosporaceae. The transcript is spliced from 2 exons. Gene Ontology annotation, biological process: lipid metabolic process.
AUGAAACUGGUCAGAUUGGAAGGCGGUCCAGCCCAAUGGUACGAUGUCAAAGACGCAGCCGACAUCCUAUGGCGCUCAACUCUCAGUCCAGACAUCAACGCCAUAACCGCCUCAUUGCGCGACCUCUACCCAAACCCAACCCUCACUCUUUCGGAACUCCACACCGGCUUCAACGCUAGCCGCAGAGGCGUCGUAGUCUGCAACAAUGACAAAAUCACCAUCGCAUUUCUCGGCUCGGAUGUCAUGGAGCUCUACAUGAACACAUGGACCGAUGGCGCAGGAUGGUUGGGAAUACCGUAUGCCGUGUUCGAAAAUGGCAAUCGCAUUCACAGCUUCUAUCGCGACAUGUGGCAUGCGAUGCGACAGGCGGCGUUUGAUGCGCUUGAUAGGGCAGUGGGAGAUAUGGCUGCACGAGGUACGACGCCCAAGCAGAUCAUUGUCGCGGGGUUUUCGAUGGGGGGCGGGAUUAGCAUAAUGGCGUUUACGGAUAUCCUUGAGAGGAUCCGGCAUACGUGGGGUGACCCGUCUGGCUCACCGCAGUCGUGGGCUCGGGACGAAGUGCUCAGAGAGCUCGUUCAGCAUAUCACUUUUGCGGCUGUUGCGGCGGGGGACCAGGGAUACUAUACCGUUUUGAAUGACUUGUACGAUAAAUAUCAGAUUCGUGCGUGGGACUUCAUGAAUCGGUACGAUUUCACGGUUAAUUUCCAUCAUGGGGCAUUUCGGUCUUGGAGGGGGUAUCGAUAUGUUUUGCCUGAUGCAAUGGUGAGGCAGUUUAGCGGUGAGUUUGGUCUGAAUGCGCAUGGUAUUUUGGGGUAUCUGAAGGUGGCAGAGUGGAUGGCUGGGGGAGGGGAUGGUCAGGUGAAUUCGGUGUAUGAUUAUUGA